This is a messenger RNA of Thunnus maccoyii (southern bluefin tuna), 3728 nucleotides long. RefSeq names its product ectonucleotide pyrophosphatase/phosphodiesterase family member 2 (gene enpp2l). The record is from RefSeq and is a predicted model, not a curated record. Gene Ontology annotation, biological process: phosphatidylcholine catabolic process; immune response. NCBI's taxonomy places the organism in Eukaryota, Metazoa, Chordata, Actinopteri, Scombriformes, Scombridae. Gene Ontology annotation, molecular function: nucleic acid binding; polysaccharide binding; phosphatidylcholine lysophospholipase A1 activity. The coding region runs from base 116 to 2686 and encodes 856 amino acids. The transcript is spliced from 25 exons.
UCUGCUCCAUCGAUCUGCAGAGGCGCACAGAGGAACUUCUACCGGACGUUGGAGACAAUUUCUGAGUUUUAGGUUCUUUAGGAGGAAUGCAAAGAGAGGGAUUCACUGUUGGAACAUGUUACUGGGCAAUUUGGUAGUGGUUGUGUUCUGCCUGUGGGGUUCUGAGGUCAGCAGAGCUUAUGUGUUUCAAGCCAGCCGACCUGCAGAGGGAGGAGACAUGCCACCCCCUCUCACUAAAGUCACCUCAGAGUGGGUCAGCUCAGCGGGCUCCUGUAAGGGGAGGUGCUUCGAGCUGGAGGAGGCCAAACCUCCGGGAUGCAGAUGUGACAAUCUGUGUAAAACCUACUACAGCUGCUGCAUCGACUUCGACGAGCACUGCCUGAAAACAGCGGGAGGUUUCGAGUGCACACAGGAUCGCUGCGGAGAGACGAGGGAUGAUGAGCACGCCUGCCACUGCUCAGAGGACUGCGUGGAGAGAGGAGACUGCUGCUCCAACUACAAGUCGCUCUGCAAAGGUGAGACUUCAUGGGUGCAAGGAGACUGUGAGGAGAUCAAGAGCGCCGAGUGUCCCGCAGGCUUCAUCCGUCCUCCCCUCAUCAUGCUGUCUGUUGACGGGUUCAGAGCCUCCUACCUGAAGAAGGGCAAAUCUGUAAUCCCCAACAUACAUAAACUCAGAUCAUGUGGUACGUCGUCACCCUACAUGCGACCCGUCUACCCAUCAAAGACCUUCCCAAAUUUAUAUACUCUAGCCACAGGUCUUUACCCAGAGUCUCACGGGAUUGUGGGGAACACCAUGCAUGACCCGGUGUUUAACGCCACCUUCAGCCUGCGCACCAGAGAGAAACUGAACCACCGCUGGUGGGGCGGGCAGCCUAUCUGGAUCACAGCAGAAGAACAAGGAGUGAAAGCAGCCACUUUCUUCUGGCCUUGGGUGAUUCCUUUGGAAAGGAGGAUUUUAACCAUCCUGCGUUGGCUGCAUUUGCCUGAUGCUGAGAGGCCGUAUGUUUACGCCGUCCACUCAGAGCAGCCUGACACCUUCGGACAUCGACUAGGACCGCUCAGCAGCGAGCUGGACAACCCGCUGAGGGACAUCGAUAACAUCAUCGGUCAGCUGAUGAACGGUCUGAAGCAGAUGAACCUGCAUCGCUGUGUCAAUGUCAUCAUCGUAGGAGACCACGGUAUGGAGGAGGCCCACUGUGACAGGACAGAGUUUCUCAGCAGCUACCCGCUCAACAUAGACGAGAUCACGCUGAUCCCCGGCUCGCUGGGCAGAAUACGACCCCGCGACCCCAAAUCCACCACAUAUGACCCCAAAGUUGUGGUUGCAAACCUCACUUGUAAAAUGCCGACUCAGCACUUCAAGCCGUACCUGAAGCAAGAUUUACCCAAGAGGCUUCACUACGCCAACAACCGCAGGAUCGAGGACGUCCACCUGCUGAUGGAGAGGAAGUGGCACAUCGCCAGGAAAAUGCCAGAAAAAUUGAGGACUCGGUGUGGAUUCUUUGGUGACCACGGCUUCGACAACAAGAUAACCAGCAUGAGGACGAUCUUCAUGGGCCAUGGUCCGAGCUUUAAGUUCCAGAAAAAAGUGCCAGAGUUUGAAAAUAUAGAAUUAUACAACGUCAUGUGUGACUUGUUAGGACUGAGACCGGCCCCAAACAAUGGUACAUACGGCAGCCUGAACGACAUGCUGAAGGAGCCGCCGUACCAACCCACCAUGCCAGAGGAAGUGACGCCUCCGUCUCCCGUGUCUGACUCUGGUCAGAUCACUGUGACCCAUGACCUCGGCUGCAGCUGCGACGAUGAGAACAAAGUGGAGCAGAUCAUUGGAGGCUUUGGUCAUGCACCAGAUGGACUCUACAGCUACAACAGCACUCAUCUGCCGUUUGGUCGUCCAGCCGUGAUGUUUGACACUCACUACAGUUUGCUUCAUCACGUGGAGUUCAUCAGCGGAUACAACAAAGAGCUGGCAAUGCCUAUGUGGACGGCAUACACACUGCCACGACAGGAGGACAUCACUCCGGUUCCGGAGGUUUCUGCCGGCGCUCAGUGUGUCCGAGUCGACUUCAGAGUCUCCGCUGAUCACAGCUUGAGCUGCACCGCCUACAGCCAGAACAACCACCUCACCUACGGCUUCCUCUUCCCCCCAGAGCUGGCGUCGUCUCCUGAGUCCAGAUACGACGCUUCGCUCAUCACCAACACUGUGCCCAUGUACCCGGCCUUCAAGAGAGUGUGGACUUACCUGCAGGGGACGCUGCUGAGACGUUACGCCGAAGAAAACAACGGCAUCAACGUUCUCGCUGGACCGAUCUUUGACUACAACUACGACGGCCUCCGCGACACCACAGAGAAGAUAAAAGAGUCCGCGGCCGACGCUCCACCUGUUCCCACACACUUCUACACGGUGGUGACGAGCUGCCAGGAGCUGAACCAGACGGUGGAGGAGUGCGACGGCGCGCUGAAGGUCUUUUCCUUCCUGCUUCCUCACAGACCGGAUAAUAGUGAGACCUGCAAUAGUGCCGACGACGAGUCACAGUGGGUGGAAGACCUGCUGAAGCUUCAUACGGCCCGAGUCCGAGACGUGGAGAUCCUGACUGGCCUGGACCUCUACCGAAUCACCAACCUCACCUACACCAGCACCCUGAGCCUCAAAACCUACCUGCACACCUUUGAGAGUGACGACUAGACGCACAGAGAGACAGACACGUACAUACAGGAUGUCGCCCUUUGUAGAAGUCCUGCAUUUUCACUGCAUCCUGAGGAACUGCCUGAGAAUUGCUUGGAAAGGGGAACAUAUUUUUGAAAAAUUGAAAAUAUUAAAAAAGAAUGGUUUGGCAAGUAGUAGUUUGGAAGAUUACAACAGGAAUAUUCAAUUUUAUUCACAAAAAUCUGAGGAAGAAUAAGCUAGCACAGGAAUGAUGCAGGAUGGGGGACUUUUCCGACAGCUGCCACAAUACAUUUCAUAAAUACAGUAUGUACAUCCUCAUGCGCACGUAUGACCUUUCUGGUGUUUUAGCUAUUUAACUAUAAAUGAUAUGUACUUUAUAUUCCUAAUGUUCGUCCAUUGCAUGCUGUAGAAUUGAACAAUUUUGAAUUUGUCUUUUCUUAAUUAUAUAACUCAAUUAGUAGACUCUUGAAACUUGCUUUUGUUGUAUAACUGAUCACAAGGAAUAUUAUCAAUGUGAAGUAACACAAUGUGGACUUCUCAUAGCAAACUACUCUCAAGCUAAUCUUAAAAUUAGAUCUUCAAGCUGUGUGGAAAGAAACAGAAGCCAAUAGCUGCCUGAAAAGUUGGGGAAAAUACAUGAAGAAAUGUCAAAGGCUACAGCAUGGUUUCCAGUAGUGCAAGUAUUUAUCAUUUGUAGCUAUGGGCAAAAAACAUGCAAAAUUGUUGGGCUGGAUCUGUGAAGGAAUAGUUUGGCAUUGUGGGAGUAUUUGCUUUCUUGCUGAGAGUUAGAUGUGAAAAUUUAUGCCAUUUUCAUAUCUGUUCAUUAGAUAUGAGGCUACAGCCAGCAGCAGGUUAGCUUAGCUUAGCACAAUGACUGGAAACAGGGUCAAAACACCUAGCAGCACCUCUAGAGCUCACUAAUUGUGUCUCGUUUAUUUAAUCUGUUCAAAAACCGAGGCAUAAAAACAACAAUUUACUGUUUUACAGGGUGUUAUGUGCUUGACUAUUUCUUGGCCGGGCGCUAGCUGUUUCCACCUACUUCCAGUCUUUAUGCUAAGCU